This is a messenger RNA of Periophthalmus magnuspinnatus, 1832 nucleotides long. It is a transcript of the gene gja8a, whose product is annotated as gap junction protein alpha 8 paralog a. The transcript has 2 exons. Lineage: Eukaryota; Metazoa; Chordata; Actinopteri; Gobiiformes; Gobiidae. Gene Ontology annotation, biological process: cell communication. Bases 409 to 1653 code for a protein of 414 amino acids. Gene Ontology annotation, cellular component: connexin complex. The record is from RefSeq and is a predicted model, not a curated record.
GUUUCUUCCACUGUAUCUGUUUUUACAUACAUUUUAUAUUAGCAGUUGCAUAGAGCUGCCGAGUGGUGCAUUGGACCCAGUGCCCUGGCCAUGCAGUGUCCAUGUUGGUAUGGAAGCCUGAGGCCUGCUCCCAUACAUCCCUGCACCGGCGUGGUUGAUCCUAUUGUCCACUGCGUCACCACACGUCGCCCUCAAAUAAAGGCCGUCUGGCUCCAAGCUUAAAUAUUGCAGCUAACUAAAAACCAACCAUCAGAGCCGAUUCAUUCACAUCUGCUCAGUGGGGCGACAAGGACAGGGCUUUAGGUGGGAAAGAGGGCAGAAAAAAGUUCACUAUUCCCUGCUGGGUGCCAAGAGGACGGGACAGGACUCAACUUUGCCGGAGCCGCAGCUGUGUGCUACGGACCGAUCAUGGGUGACUGGAGCUUUCUGGGCAAUAUUUUAGAGGAAGUCAACGAGCACUCUACGGUGAUCGGCCGGGUGUGGCUCACAGUUCUGUUCAUUUUUCGUAUCCUUAUACUGGGCACCGCUGCUGAGUUUGUUUGGGGCGAUGAGCAGUCUGACUACGUGUGCAACACUCAGCAGCCUGGAUGUGAAAAUGUGUGCUACGAUGAGGCCUUCCCAAUCUCGCACAUUCGACUUUGGGUGCUGCAGAUCAUUUUUGUGUCCACGCCAUCGCUGGUGUAUGUCGGCCAUGCUGUGCACCAUGUCCACAUGGAAGAGAAACGCAAAGAGCGCGAGGAGGCAGAACUGAGUCGGCAACAAGAGCUGAGUGAGGAACGCCUGCCACUGGCUCCAGAUCAGGGGAGCGUCCGAACUACGAAGGAGACCAGCACCAAGGGGAGCAAGAAGUUCAGGCUAGAAGGCACUUUGCUCAGAACAUAUAUUUGCCAUAUAAUCUUCAAGACACUGUUUGAGGUGGGCUUUGUGGUUGGCCAGUACUUCUUGUAUGGGUUUCGCAUCUUGCCACUGUACAAAUGUAGCCGCUGGCCUUGCCCCAACACCGUAGACUGCUUUGUAUCCCGUCCUACAGAGAAGACAGUCUUCAUCAUCUUCAUGCUGGCUGUGGCUUGUGUUUCUCUCUUCCUCAAUUUUGUAGAGAUCAGCCACUUGGGCUUGAAGAAGAUCCGCUUUGUGUUUCGGAAGCCAGCCCCAGCUCCAGCACAGGGCGAGGGAUCAGCUCUACCCUCACCACAAGGUAAAGGCCUGGCCCCACUGGCUGUGCCAUCAUUACAGAGAGCAAAGGGCUACAGGCUGCUGGAGGAGGAGAAGGCCCCUCCAGUGACACAUCUCUAUCCUCUGGCCGAGGUGGGCAUGGAGGCUGGCAGAGGCAUCUCCUCUUUCCCGAGCCUGGAGGACAAGGCAGAGGAGGGGCUACCAAUGGAGAGCAUCUCAAAGGUUUAUGAUGAGACUCUACCGUCUUAUGCCCAGACCACAGAGACAGCUGGGGUGACUCUACAUGAGGAGGAGGAGGAGGUGCAGUCCGCAGAGGCACAGGCACAGACAGGGAGAAUGGAGGAAUUAGCUGAUGAGGAUGUUGAAGUGCAAGCAGCAGCAAAUGACAUGGAGGCAUCGGAUACGAUAGAGGACACUAGACCACUGAGCCGAAUGAGCAAAGCCAGUAGCAGGGCCAGGUCAGAUGACCUCACUGUAUGAAUAUGUGAGAGAACAGAAGCUAGCGCCACACUGACAAUGUUGAACACACACACACCUAAAACUCUGCUCACUAUGAAAACAGGUGUUAAACGAAGAGCCGCACAUACAUACAUGCAAUAGAUGUGUACUGAAAAAAAUUUAGGAACAAAAAUAAUGUGAUCUAGACUAAAAGUAGACUU